Messenger RNA from Ochotona princeps (American pika), 2407 nucleotides. RefSeq names its product potassium two pore domain channel subfamily K member 10 (gene KCNK10). The coding region runs from base 109 to 1725 and encodes 538 amino acids. The transcript has 7 exons. The record is from RefSeq and is a predicted model, not a curated record. Lineage: Eukaryota; Metazoa; Chordata; Mammalia; Lagomorpha; Ochotonidae. Gene Ontology annotation, cellular component: membrane. Gene Ontology annotation, molecular function: potassium ion leak channel activity. Gene Ontology annotation, biological process: potassium ion transmembrane transport; stabilization of membrane potential.
CCCCAAUCCUUAGAAAUUGUUUUGCUGGACUGCUGUACUGAGGCGUGGAAAGCCCGAGGGCUUUAUUGUUGAUCCUUUUGCUUUAUUCCCCUUCUGGGCAACGGAGCAAUGAAAUUUCCAAUCGAGACGCCAAGAAAACAGGUGAACUGGGACCCUAAAGUGGCCGUGCCUGCAGCAGCACCACCCGUGUGCCAACCCAAGAGCGCCACUAACGGGCACCCUGUGGCUCCCCGCCUCUCCAUCUCCUCCCGAGCCACGGUGGUAGCCAGGAUGGAAGGCGCCUCCCAGGGGGGCCUGCAGACCGUCAUGAAGUGGAAGACAGUGGUCGCCAUCUUUGUGGUCGUAGUGGUCUACCUCGUCACGGGCGGGCUCGUCUUUCGGGCCCUGGAGCAGCCCUUUGAGAGUAGCCAGAAGAACACCAUUGCCUUGGAGAAGGCAGAAUUCCUGCGGGAUCACAUGUGUGUGAGCCCCCAGGAGCUGGAGACGUUGAUUCAGCAUGCCCUCGAUGCUGACAACGCAGGAGUCAGCCCAAUUGGAAACUCUUCCAACAACAGCAGCCACUGGGAUCUGGGAAGUGCGUUUUUCUUUGCUGGAACUGUCAUCACCACCAUAGGGUUUGGGAAUAUUGCUCCAAGCACUGAAGGAGGCAAAAUAUUUUGUAUUUUAUAUGCCAUCUUUGGGAUUCCACUCUUUGGUUUCUUAUUGGCUGGAAUUGGAGAUCAACUUGGAACCAUCUUUGGGAAAAGCAUUGCAAGAGUGGAGAAGGUCUUUCGAAAGAAGCAAGUCAGUCAGACCAAGAUCCGGGUCAUCUCAACCAUCUUGUUCAUCUUGGCCGGCUGCAUUGUGUUUGUGACGAUUCCUGCUGUCAUCUUUAAGUACAUCGAGGGAUGGACAGCUUUGGAGUCCAUUUACUUUGUAGUGGUCACUCUGACUACGGUGGGCUUUGGUGAUUUUGUGGCAGGGGGAAAUGCCGGCAUCAAUUACCGGGAGUGGUAUAAGCCCCUAGUGUGGUUUUGGAUCCUCGUCGGCCUCGCCUACUUUGCAGCUGUGCUCAGUAUGAUCGGAGAUUGGCUACGGGUUCUAUCCAAAAAGACUAAAGAAGAGGUUGGAGAGAUCAAGGCACAUGCAGCUGAAUGGAAGGCCAACGUGACAGCCGAGUUCCGUGAGACGCGGCGGCGGCUCAGUGUGGAGAUCCACGACAAGCUACAGCGGGCGGCCACCAUUCGUAGCAUGGAGCGCCGGCGACUGGGCCUGGACCAGAGGGCCCACUCACUGGACAUGCUGUCCCCAGAGAAACGUUCCGUCUUCGCUGCCUUGGAUACCGGCCGCUUCAAGGCCUCGUCCCAGGAGAGCAUCAACAACCGGCCCAACAACCUGCGCCUUAAGGGGUCAGAGCAGCUCAACAAGCACGGACAGGGCGCAUCAGAAGACAACAUCAUCAACAAGUUUGGGUCCACCUCCAGACUCACCAAGAGGAAAAACAAGGACCUCAAGAAGACCUUGCCUGAGGAUGUCCAGAAAAUCUACAAAUCCUUCCGCAACUACUCCCUGGAUGAGGAGAAGAAGGAGGAAGAGUCGGAGAAGAUGUGCAACUCCGACAAUUCCAGCACCGCCAUGCUGACGGACUGUGUCCAGCAGCAGGACGAGAUAGAGAACGGGCUGGUACCCACGGACACCAAAGACAGGGAACUCGAGAACGACUCAUUACUUGAAGGCAAAAACUAAGACGUGAAGGACAGUGGUCUUGGGACUCAGCGUUAUUGUUUUGUUUUGUUUUUCUUUUUUGUUUUUAUAUUCACACUGAGACACGUGCCUUAAACAGACUUCUUGUUAGUCCAAACCUACAUAACAUUGGAUAAUAUAUUUCACUGUGCCAUAAACGACCGAAAGCUUGCUCUGCCAAAAUGAAUUAAAGAAUAAGAACAUCCCACUGCAAACAGCAGCAGCAAGAUACCACAGGGAGUGUGUGCACCUGUGGCAGGUCAUGGCCAUGGGUGUGGAGGGAGUUUCUGGAAUGAUGCUGGGUCCCUGUGCAGCAACGCUCUGGUGUGGCAUGCCAACGAGGGCAGCUAUUCCUCAGACCAGCCUCCUGGAGGAACCAGCUGUGUCUUUCAAGUGAAGUCUUUAUUUCCUGAACCUACCAUUAGUGAUCUGUGUGUGCACAAGAGGGGGACCUGCCUGGGCGUGAACUGGUGACUGGGGUGAGAGGCAACACUUUGGCAUGUAUGUGCUCUGAGCUUGGUUUUGGACACGGACCAUUCAGUGCACAAUACCUGGUCUUUCUAAGCUCUGUGGGAAUGUCCUUAGGGCUCAAGAACAUCUGAAAUUUGCUGGAAGUCGAUCUGAGCACAUGUAUUACAAGGUGCAAUUGCUUUUCUCAAGGGAAAAAGAAAAACAUCACAAAAGC